AUGAAGACUUUCGCUUCGCUUGCUUUGUUCGCCGCUGGUGCUGUGGCCCAGGUCAUCGAGGGCUCUAGCUUCGGAUACGACAAGACGAUUUCGCCCACGCGAGACUCGAUCCCGGGAUGGAACAUUGGUGGAGAGGGCGCUGACCCUCAGAUCGUGAGUCUGCAUGUCGAACAAGAUCAUCCUGACUCCCCCUUUCCUGGAAACGUCCGCGGGUCGGCCUGGGCACAAAACCCAAUUACACAAUCCGAAUGGACGGCAGAGUUCCAAUUCCGUGGCAGUGGCCAGGAACGAUCGGGAGGUAACCUCCAACUAUGGUACACAAAGGAUGGACAGGCCCGAGUUGGCACUUCGAGCAUCUAUACCGUGGGCCAGUUUGAUGGUUUCGCUCUUGUCAUUGAUACGCAUGCAGGCAGGGGUGGCAGCAUUCGCGGAUUCUUGAACGAUGGGACAACAGACUACAAGUCCCAUCGUAGCGUCGAUAGUCUGGCUUUCGGUCACUGCGAUUACGCCUACCGUAACCUCGGUCGGCCCUCAGUUGUUAAGCUAAAACACACCAGCUCUAUCUUUGAGGUUACGGUAGACGACAAGGUCUGCUUCUCCACGAACAAGGUCUCUCUUCCAGCUGGAAACACUUUCGGCAUCACGGCCGCUACACCUGAGAACCCUGACUCUUUCGAAGUGUUCAAGUUCGUCCUCGAGUCUGCCGCUGGGCAGGGCCAGACCAUUCCCUCCCACCAAGAAAGUGCCCAGCAACAGCAGCAGCCAAUUAUCAAUCAGAACCAAAACCAGAACCCUAACCCGUCCACCGGCAACACUGUGUUGGAUAACGGAAUCGCCGCUCAAUUCGUGGACCUGAGCGGCCGUCUUCAACUUACCAACAAGGCCACCAGCAACAUUAUCCAAGACCUUAAGGCCCAGGCCUCGAAGAGCGAUGCUCGCCAAACAGAACUCCUGCAAAAGCUUGCCUCUAAGGAGCAAGUUGCUGCCCUGGACGCUCGUCUUCAACGCAUUGAGCAGCUACUUCAGAAUGUUCAGCGCGACCUCGAGGGCAAGGACUAUAGCAGCAAGUUUAACCAGCUUCACGAUACUCUGCGGUCAUCGCAUCUUAGUUUGAGCGAGAGCCUGCAGGGAAGCGUUUUGAGCGCCAUCACUGCUUCCACUCCUCGCAUGGGAUUCUUUAUCUUCCUGGUCAUUGCCUUCCAGGUCCUCCUCGCUGUCUCUUACAUCGUCUACAAGCGUCGUCGCGCGAACAUGCCGAAGAAGUUCCUCUAA
Penicillium argentinense is the source of this 1272-nucleotide messenger RNA. RefSeq lists its product as uncharacterized. The transcript has 7 exons. Bases 1 to 1272 code for a protein of 423 amino acids. Gene Ontology annotation, cellular component: COPII-coated ER to Golgi transport vesicle; endoplasmic reticulum-Golgi intermediate compartment; endoplasmic reticulum membrane. NCBI's taxonomy places the organism in Eukaryota, Fungi, Ascomycota, Eurotiomycetes, Eurotiales, Aspergillaceae. The record is from RefSeq and is a predicted model, not a curated record. Gene Ontology annotation, molecular function: D-mannose binding. Gene Ontology annotation, biological process: endoplasmic reticulum organization; endoplasmic reticulum to Golgi vesicle-mediated transport; Golgi organization.